Malania oleifera is the source of this 1642-nucleotide messenger RNA. RefSeq names its product zinc transporter ZTP29. The coding region runs from base 468 to 1295 and encodes 275 amino acids. Gene Ontology annotation, molecular function: zinc ion transmembrane transporter activity. The transcript has 13 exons. The record is from RefSeq and is a predicted model, not a curated record. Gene Ontology annotation, biological process: zinc ion transmembrane transport. Gene Ontology annotation, cellular component: membrane. Lineage: Eukaryota; Viridiplantae; Streptophyta; Magnoliopsida; Santalales; Ximeniaceae.
AUGUUGUUCCUUAUUCUCCAUUCAUUGUUGCCACUUAACUGCACAAUGUAAUUUAAAAUAUUUUUCAGUCUAAUUUAAUGUAAAUUUGUACUUUUUUCAAGAGAAAUUUGUGAUUUGUGAUUUGGAUCCCUCUCAUUUGAGUCAUGCCCAUUCCCAGCAUCAAUCUCCAAAAGACGAAGAUAGGUAUAGGUAGAAGAUCAGGAGAAGAAGCUACACGUUUCUUGGACUCACCCAUCAAACCAUCCCUUUCUUCCUACUGUACAUAUUCUCUCUCUCUCGCCCUCUCUCUCUCUCUCUCUCUCUCAACAGUUUUUAUGUGUUGGGAGUUGAGAGGGGGUUUUGCUUAGUUAAGCUUUGUCCUCAACGCAAUCAAGCACUAUCAAUUUUCGUCUUUUACUUGAUUUUUCGCCUCCUUUGAAUUUGUUCGGUCUUGUUCGAGUGCAUUGGCCUUUGGAGCAGAUACCCACAUGGAUUCUCAGGUCAUGGUGGCUCUUGCUCUCUCACUCGUUGGUGGAUUGAGUACUUCUAUAGGUGCUGUUUUUGUAAUUCUUAAUCAGACUCCGAGUUUGAAGAUGCUUGGGCUUUUGCAAGGUUUUGCUGCUGGGCUUAUGCUGAGCAUAUCUUUUCUGGAUUUGGCUCAUAAUGCUUUGAAUUCCAUUGGCUUUUUGAAAGGAAACCUUUGGUUCUUUGCAGGUGUCAUAUUUUUUGCUGUUGUGGCCAGUUUCAUCCCAGAACCAAGUCUUGUUCCUAGUUCAGAUGUGAAUAGUAAGAAGAAGAAUGGGGAUGAAGGGGGUAAGGACAUUAUGAAAAAGCAUCGCCGCCAAGUUCUAUUUAGCGGAAUUAUUACAGCAGUUGGCAUAAGCUUGCACAAUUUUCCUGAAGGAAUGGCUGUGUUCCUUGGAUCAAUGAAGGGUCUUCGUGUUGGACUUAACUUGGCCUUGGCAAUUGCUUUGCACAAUAUUCCCGAGGGUGUUGCUGUUGCACUUCCUGUUUAUUUUGCCACACAGAGCAAGUGGCAGGCAUUCAAAUUGGCAACAGUUUCUGGCUUUGCAGAACCCCUUGGCGUUAUAAUUGUGGCAUAUCUAUUCCCAAGAAGCUUGAGUCCUGAAAUUCUUGAGGGCCUGCUAGGAUCAGUUGGUGGAGUGAUGGCCUUUAUAACCUUGCACGAAAUGCUACCGUUGGCGUUUGAAUAUGCGGGGCCAAAGCAAGCAGUCAAAGCUGUGUUUGUUGGAAUGGCUUUCAUGUCUGCAAGCCUAUAUUUUCUUGAAAUCAGCUUACCCAAGGAGAUGGGCUAGUAGCUGUCAAGGAGCCAAAUGUGCAAUCCACAAUGUUGUACAUUCCAUGCCAGGACAACCAUUGCCAAUGCCAUACCCUCCUUAAGUCGCUUGCCAGAAAGAACAUCUGUAUUAAUUGUGAACAUUUUCCUACACUCACCUUGUCACUAACCAAGAAGCUGAAAUAUGUAUGGCUUCUGCUGCAGACACACCAAAGAAGAAUGAGAAAGAAAUGCAUGGAUAUGAUCUUCGUCAAACUCGUGGUUCUUAAAUGUUUCAGUUACUCAAAAAUUAUGCUGGUUACACAUUAACAAUGUUAGCAAGCUUUAAUGCUUUUAAUAUGAAUUCCUGGUGUGGGUUUCGGGUUA